AUGUCCCACGCUCCAAUUGCAUUGCUCUCUGUUUAUGACAAGACCGGUCUCUUGCCGUUCGCCCAAGGGCUCAAAUCGUUGGGGUUUCGUCUUCUGGGAAGUGGUGGGACGGCCAAGAUGAUCCGUCAAGCUGGUAUCGAGAUCGACGACGUAUCGAGCAUCACCAACGCACCGGAGAUGUUAGGUGGCCGAGUGAAAACUCUUCAUCCAGCUGUCCACGGCGGUAUCCUCUCCCGCGACAUCCCCUCCGACCUCGCAGACUUGGCAACGAAUCAUAUCUCCCCUAUCACCCUCGUGGUGUGUAAUCUGUACCCUUUCGUUCUUCAGACCUCCAAACCUGAUUGUAGCCUCGCCGAUGCCAUAGAAGAGAUCGACAUUGGAGGUGUGACCCUUCUUCGUGCGGCUGCUAAAAACCACGCCAGAGUCUCCAUCGUCUCUUCCCCUUCCGACUAUGAAGUGAUACUGGACGAAUGGAAGGCCAGUGGGAGUGUUUCAGACGCUACGAAACGUGGUCUGGCACUCAAGGCGUUUGAGAGUACGAAAAGUUACGAUGAAGCAAUCAGUGAUUACUUUCGGAAGAUGUACUCGAGUGUGGACACUUCGGAUGAGAUGAGAGCGGGUGCUGGUGUUCAAACUCAGAGGAUGGCUCUGAGAUAUGGUGCGAAUCCUCAUCAGAAACCUGCACAGGCGUUCGUGGAACAAGGCGAGAUGCCAAUCACCAUCCUAUCCGGUUCACCAGGUUACAUCAACCUCCUCGACGCACUAAACUCCUGGGCUCUGGUCAAAGAACUCUCCCAAGCUUUGAACCUCCCCGCAGCCGCUUCCUUCAAACACGUCUCCCCAGCUGGUGUCGCCGUCGGUCUCCCUCUCGAUCCCACGUCUGCGAAAGUAUUCGGAGUGGAUGAUAUGCCCAAUCUGUCCCCGCUGGCUUGCGCCUACGCUCGUGCUAGAGGAGCGGACCGUAUGUCUUCUUUCGGUGAUUUCAUCGCGUUGUCAAGCACGGUAGAUGUGGACACUGCUAAAAUUAUCUCGAGGGAAGUCUCGGACGGAGUCAUUGCGCCGGGAUAUGAGGAAGCUGCUUUGGAGAUUCUGAAAAAGAAGAAAGGUGGGAAGUACUGUGUGCUUCAGAUGGAUCCUACGUACGAACCACCGGCAAUUGAAACUCGUCAGGUGUAUGGAAUCUCGUUGCAGCAAAAGAGAAACGACUUUAACAUCAACGCUUCUUUGUUCAAUAAUGUCGUGACGAAAGAAACCGAGCUACCCGAAUCAGCCAUCACCGAUCUCAUCGUCGCCACACUCGCUCUCAAAUACACCCAAUCCAACUCCGUCUGUUACGCUCUCAACGGUACCGUCAUCGGUCUCGGCGCCGGUCAGCAAUCGCGUAUACACUGCACCCGCCUGGCAGGUGACAAAGCGGAUAAUUGGUGGAUGCGACAUCAUUCUCGAGUUCUCUCUCUCCCGUUCAAGCAAAAAACCAAGAGAGCAGAUAAAGCCAACGCUAUUGACUUGUUCGUCACUGAUCAAGUUGGUGAAGGAUCAGAAAGACAACAAUGGGAAUCUUUAUUCGAAAUUGUCCCCGAACCUCUGAGUGUGGAAGAAAGAAAAGAGCACAUGGCCAAAUUGACUGGAGUGGCUUGUUCAAGUGAUGCUUUCUUCCCUUUCCCCGAUAAUGUUCAUAGGGUCAGGAGAAGUGGUGUGAAAUAUCUCGCUGCCCCUAGUGGUAGUAUCAUGGAUUCUGCCUGUAUUGAAGCGGCCGAUGAAGCGAGUAUAGUUUUCUGUCAUACGAAUUUGAGAUUGUUCCACCAUUAGCAAAGGUCACGAAGCGAUCUUCUGGGGUGUUAAGUGCAAAAGUGAAUCAUAUCCCAUACGAAAAAUGCAUGUCCAAGAUUAUCCUGG
This is a messenger RNA of Tremella mesenterica DSM 1558, 1896 nucleotides long. RefSeq lists its product as uncharacterized. The transcript is spliced from 7 exons. Bases 1 to 1809 code for a protein of 602 amino acids. Gene Ontology annotation, cellular component: cytosol. The record is from RefSeq and is a predicted model, not a curated record. Gene Ontology annotation, molecular function: IMP cyclohydrolase activity; phosphoribosylaminoimidazolecarboxamide formyltransferase activity. Gene Ontology annotation, biological process: 'de novo' IMP biosynthetic process. NCBI's taxonomy places the organism in Eukaryota, Fungi, Basidiomycota, Tremellomycetes, Tremellales, Tremellaceae.